Morus notabilis is the source of this 894-nucleotide messenger RNA. RefSeq lists its product as uncharacterized. The record is from RefSeq and is a predicted model, not a curated record. The transcript is spliced from 3 exons. Bases 1 to 894 code for a protein of 297 amino acids. Lineage: Eukaryota; Viridiplantae; Streptophyta; Magnoliopsida; Rosales; Moraceae.
AUGUCGAACGGAGGGCUUUCGAACGCGUCGCCCAACAACACAAUGGGCGAUGACUCUGAUGAUGAAUAUGAGGCAGCAGGUGUCGCGGCUAUUCUUUGGUAUUAUCAAACCUACGUGGAUAGACUCCCACCUCAACCUAAGCACACCUCUGCGUUCACAGGUAUUAUGCGUGUUGAUUACUUGCUUGAUGGCCAUGAGGACGUAAUUCGGAAUAAGAUUAGGAUGGGCAGUGACUGUUUUAAUCGCCUGAGUUCACUCCUAGAACUUAAAGGAUAUUUGAGACCCACUAGGAAUAUGAACGUGGACGAGCAGCUUUUCAUCUUCCUAUACAUUGUGUCCCAAAGCCAAAGUAAUAGGGAAUCGCAGGAUCAAUGGCAGCAUUCUGGAUCCACAAUUUCCAAAUACUUCGAGGCUGUAUUGGAGGCAAUAUGUAACCUAAGGCAUGAUUUCAUAACACCCCCGAAUUUUAACAUUAUUGAUCCAGUCAUUGAUGCGAAUGGAAGCAAGUAUUUGCCAUGGUUUAAGAAUUGUGUUGGAGCUCUCGACGGGACUCAUGUCCCUUGUGUUCCACCAUCAGGUAAAUACUACCUUGUAGACUCUGGUUACGCGAACAAUGAUUGUUUCUUGGUGCCGUACCGGGGGAGCACAUAUCACCUUCAAGAGUAUAGGGCAAGACGUGGUCGUCCUCGAACUCAGCGUGAGUUGUUCAAUUACACGCAUUCGUCUCUAAGAAAUGCUAUUGAGCGCACUUUUGGUGUUUGGAAAGCAAGGUUCCGCAUACUCAAGUGCAUAAAUAAUUACCCAAUAGAGAAACAGAUACAAAUUCCUAUUGCUUGUGCCGUGCUUCACAAUUUCAUACAUAUGUACAACAAUAAUGAUGAGCUAUUGAACUAG